UUUCCUCUCUGGACUCUUCACCACAGCAGCCACAGUCUCUGACAGUGGGGUGAGGAGGGACAUGGAGGAGAUAUUCAAAGCGUCUUCCUCCUCCUCCUCCGUCUCCUCACUCUGAUCCAGAACUCCAUCAAACAGCUCGUUGAUAACUGCAGAGUUGAUGGACUGGUCCACGUUCAUCUCUCUCUCCGUGACCACUUCCUCUUUUUCUGCUGUUUCAUCAGUUGCUUUCUCUUCAGUAGGAACAAUCCUUAGAGGGCUGGAUGUUAUUGCUGGAGGCGAGACCGCCAACACAGGACCUGCUGUUUGACAGUUUGUUACACACCUAUAAAAAGAAGGACUUCAUUUCCCAUCAGCGUCUGUGAGGGUUGCGUAGGCAACAGCGGAACCAUGGAAACAGAGCACGCUGCUAAGGUUGAGCCUGACGGAGGAUGCUGGAGUCAAUAAAAGUAACAGAAAAACUUCACUGGCCAGAAGUAGAAAUGUCCAAAAAGUACAUUUUAAACUCUACUGACAAGGUACUGAGUCCAAGCCAUGUAAACCUGGAUAAGAUGUCAUCCAGUGUCCUUAAAGACCUCUUCAGUACUGGCUCCAGCAGCUCAUGCAUACGGCUGCAGGCGGAGGAGGAAGAGUGGGAGAGCCCAAAACAGUAUCUGUACAAGAAGCCAAAAACAUCAGUGAAAUGUGCUACCACACUUGGUAAAAGGAACCAUCCAGGCAUGGGUUUUAAAAAGGUGCAUGCUCAAGAAGGUUGCGGUAAACCUGCACAGACAAGUUGUGUCAUCUCAGGUUCCAACUCCAGUUUUUCUAAACCAACACGGAGUAUCGCAGUAGUGGGCAGCACUAUGAGCCUCACCCCUCGUACAGUCCCAAAACUCAGGAAGAUGUGCCUCCCCAAUUCGCUUCGCACCAAACCUCGAUCACUGCAUAAAGCAGCUUUUGCGGGGGAAGUGGAAAAUGCCAAGAAAAUCUGCAUCCUUACAGCAAUCAAGCCUUCUAAUGUGGAGAAAGAGAAGGUCAAGUUUUUUAAGUCUGACUUCAACUACAAUCCCCAGUUUGAGUAUAGCAACCCCAUCUCUCCGCUUGUCUUGGCACGGCAUAAUAAUUCCUCAGAUCGCUUCCUGACACAGGCAGUCCACAUCAUGGAGCUUGCGCUGCAGCGAUAUGGCAGCUAUGAGAAGUUUGAGCAGGUCACUGGGGGUAAUCUCCUCACCAAGAGUCGCAUCUGGCACAAUGUCAAGAAAUACAUGGAGAAGGAAGGCUGCGUGGGGGAGAUAGUUGUCCAGGUGACAGAUGACCUCCUGUCGAGAGCCUCCAUGACAGUCGUGAACAGCAGACCUACACUUACCAUCAACAUUUCCACUGCGCGGGAGCACUGGCUGGAGGGCAUGCUGAGGCAUGAGAUUGGGACACAUUAUUUCCGUGGAAUCAACAACUGCCACCAGCCAUGGAGCAGCAGUGUGGGAAGGAAAAAGCACAACUUGAAGCCCCUGAAUCCAACAGAGGAGGGCCUGGCCAGCAUCCACAGUGUGCUGUUCAGGAAAGACCCCACUCUGUGGCGUGCUGCCCUUCUAUACUACACUGUCUACCAGGCCAGCCAUAUGUCCUUGUCUAAGCUCUUCCACAACCUGGGACGCUUCGUCCAGGACCCCAACACCCGUUGGGACUAUUGUGUCAGGGCCAAGAGAGGCCAGACCGAUACAGCACAGCCAGGGUGCUUCAGUAAAGACCAGGUCUACCUUGAUGGCAUCCUGAAGAUCCUGAGAUACAGACACAAGAUCAACUUCCCGCUGCUGAUGGCUCUAGGAAAGGUGUCAUUCGAAGAUCUGGACCGCCUGAAAGCAGUGGCUCAGAUGGAGAACAUCCGCAUCCCUCACUUCAUGCAGGACCAGGCGAGGUAUGCUGAUCAACUGACCAAAAUCAUGACGGUCAACCAGCUGACUGAUGAGGAGCUCAAGACUAUCAUCUGAGCCUGUUUCAUUUUGCCUGCACAAUCCUGAUCAGGCCUGAAUAAAUGCUGCCAACUGCUUUCAGCUGUCGCCUGCAUGCCCCUAAAACCACAUGCACAUGGUGCAUUGUAGAAGUGUGUGACUUGAUCUGGAUGCUAUAUUGUAUGUACUGCAGGCCUUUGUUAGAUUCUCUCAUAAUUAAACAUAGGUUUUUAACCAAUAAUUCAUCCACUGGUGCAGUAGAUCACCCAAUCAUUACAGUGGGUUGUGUUUAGGGCUGAAUGAAAUUCAGGAAUGUGAACAUUGUAUAUAUAAAAUUGCAAAUACAAUACCUGUAUUACUUCAUUCAUACAAAAAAACAAAACAUUUUACUUUACUUUCUAUGAAAUUACCAGCCAACUAUGAUUCUUUCUUGACGGUUUCUGAUGCUCCAUUUGGUUUGUGUCAGUAGCCACAGUAGUAGUUUACAAACUACUUUUUAUUUUAUAUAAAGACCCUAAAUAUGAGCUUAGCUGAUCCUUGGUUUUUGGGCUGGUUAAUAAUUUUUCAGAACUAGUUUGUAAGACAUGCUGUCUGAUAACACCAGAAAUCAAAGGCAGUGUGGUCUUUCCUGAAAAGCCUGUUGUCAUAAAGCUGGCAUAAGACCCAGUUGAGCAACAAAUUCACAAAGAGGGUGAGAGAGAGGGAGGUGUGUUGCCUGACUGCCUCCUCACAUGCUUUCCAAAAGCUAUCCAAACAUCCAGCAGUUUAAAAUGAGUAUUAAACCCAAAUUCCGCUUAAAUGGAUAUUUGAUAUUCUAAUACACACAACAAUUAUACAUCACAUGAACAGGGGAAUCCCUCAGUUGUGACUUGCAAGUGCUUUGUGGUGGAAUAUGUAUAUUAUGGUGAGAUUGUUUGUUAUUUAAUUGUGGGUGCCUAGUGGUGCAGCCACCACUUGGCAGUGCAUUGCAUGGCGCGUUGCCACUACAUAUGUUGUAACUACAUAUUACUAUUCGGUGGUGUUUCUUAUUCUUAGUUCCGCUGCCAAAAAGUUCGGCGCUCUUCUCAUCCAACAAAUUUUGUCGCACAUUCACGAGACCUAUAAUUAAACCUGCGGAAUUACGUCAAAUGGUGUGCUAUUACUUUUAUAAGAAUUCCAACAGUUCGCUCAAAAGAUCGAGAUAACGCAACCGAAAACGACGAAUGGGACUCAAGGUCUCUCUAUCAAAAGAGCGAGAGGCUGAAAAACUGUGUUUGAAGGGCCUUCUUUCGUCACUAAAACUGCUCUCAAAUCCCCAAACGGAGGUCCUCAGACAGGAUUUUUUGAUAUUUUAUGUCGUGAGAAUGUUUCCUUCGCACACAUGUCACUCUCAAAUCUCUCGGACCUAUGCUUAUAUCCGCCACGAGAAAUCAAGGAAUUUCCCAUUCCGGAUCCUUCUCCCAAUAAUAUAUCUGGUUGUAGUGUCAAGCCUUGUGAUUCUCAAAAUGUUUUCAUUUUCCAGAUAGGACUUAUAGUUUUUGAGUAACAAGUAUUUGUUUGAUGACGGCGUUAGAGUGUGGAAAAAUUUCUCUUCCAUUUAAACUAAUGAUAAUUUUAGGAGAAUUUAUGAAAUGAGAAGUACGUUUCUAAACUGCUCACAUGGCCUCAUUUUUCUCUGCUCUAAACAAUAACAUAGAUAUGUACUUGUUUGCCAAGCUUUCUGAUUCUCACGGUGUUUUCAUUUCUCGGAUAGGAGCUAUAGAUUUUGAAUUGCAGCAUUUUGUUCGGGACCUUCUCCCCAGGUCCAAUCUGUCACUGUCUCUGUGUCACAGGUGCGUCGUUAGUGAAGUUACACACGCUGAUGAGGGGGGCCAGAGGGGGAAAGGGGGACAGUGGAUUCUUUAAAUAUACACUUCAAAGGUGUUGAUAAGCUUUGUAGGUGGUGUAGUGAGCAGAGCAGAGGUAUAGACACCCAGAGGUGGUGAGUUAAAAUCCUGGUGAGGGCAGGAGUCAAACAUUGUUUUUCAGAAGGGGACUAUUGAACUCUUUAAAUAUACAACCCUCAAUGAUUUGAACAACAAUGUGAUUGGCCCUUCAUCAGAUUCAUGUAUUAGUGUGUAUGGAGUGAUAGGGAUAGCGCCACCUAGUGGUCGGUGUUAAAAUGAAGUUGUAUUAAUCGACCCCAAAUCGCACACACUUCAUCAGAUUCCUGACCUGAACAGAUAUAUUAGUGUGUAUGCAGUGAUAUUGAUAGCGCCACCUAGUGGUCAGUGUCCCUCUUUCCAAAAAACAGAAAGUCUCAUUUCGAGCCGGCAAAAUCCUAGGCACCCAUUUAGAAAUUUCUCGGCAGGAGGAAUUUUCUAGUAUGUUUUGGGAUUUCCAAUCUCAAGUUUCUUGCUAUUUCUUGGCCAAAAUAUACCAACACAUAUACCAAUAAAAGGCUGUCACUCUUUUGUUUUCCAAAUUUAAACCACCCUUAAAACAUGGUUAAUAACACAGCCCAUGUCUUUUCUAGUUUGUUUGUUCUAGGGCCAGAGGUUUCACAGGGAGUGACUCACAUGCACUAACACACGUGCAUAUGAACAUGCUCCUGGAGCAGCCACUAAUUCAAACAACAGAGACGCUUACGAAAGAAGAAGUUUGACUUUUCUCUGCUCAGGUUACCAUUACUCCUUUGUUUCUUUCAAGAUAGACUAGUUAUAUGUUCUUUAAAAUUUUGUAACCAUAACACCAUAGAUGAUUUUUUUUUUUUUCUGGUUCGAAAGGUAGUUUUAAAUAGUUCAAAUAGUUUUAUUUGAAGAAAACAGAUUGUUCAAAUUCCAAGUUUAAAGAAAUAACAACCUUAUAAUAUAAAUGUAUCUGUCUUCAUCAAUGAUAAGCUAAUAAGACUUGAUGUGACAAUGUAUAUCUGCUGUAAUUUUAAUACUGUCCCCAAGCUUUUUAACCUGACAGUGAAAUCCUAAAUAGCUGAAUGCUUAAAUGUGUGUGGACUCUGGUGUGUGAAUAUGGUAAAAUGUGACAUAUGAAACAUCCAUGAGUUUUAGCUUUAUAUAACACUAAGAUAUGGAUUAUUUGUCUCUCCUGCAAGUGUACUUACCUACAGUAGUGUUCUGUAUCUAUCUCUGGGGUGAAGAUGAACACUUUCUUGUACUUAGUUUUCUGUUGUAGUGUAUGUAGUGUUGGGAUUUAAAACUGACAUUUGUUGCUCGAGAGAAUAACGGUGAAAACAGGGUGAUGCAGCACUGUCACAUGCAGGAUUGCUUAUUAAAGCAGAACCUGUCGAGCACCGUUCUUGUGAAACUUUGUGUGACGAUUUGAAGAUGUGUUCAGUGAAGCCCUAGUUGUCUAAUUGCACUGACUUGAAGCCCUGUUAGAAUAUUUGCACUUUCUUACCUUGGAUCUACUUGUUCAACCGCACUGACGUAUGCAGCUACAGACUGAUCUGUUUGAUGCCUUCUGGAUUUACUGUAAUACCCGAAGUGUAAUCAUUUUAUGUUGCUAAUACCUAGGAUGACCUGAUGCAAGGAGCAUGUAUGAAGCUCUUUAAGACCUCUUAAAUGGUACAGUUUAAUAACA
Molecule: messenger RNA, 5483 nt
Organism: Pleuronectes platessa (European plaice)
Lineage: Eukaryota; Metazoa; Chordata; Actinopteri; Pleuronectiformes; Pleuronectidae
Product: putative tyrosine carboxypeptidase MATCAP2
Exons: 9
Coding region: 429-1967 (512 amino acids)
Source: RefSeq, a predicted model, not a curated record